AUGAUACUGAUUGCAGGAUACUGUCUAUUGAUCUAUAGUAUUAUUUUACCAGCAUUGAUAUCGGCCACUAAAUCAUGUGAUUUAGAUGAGUUGCAAAAAUUAAACAAGAAUUUGAAAGUAGACACUGAGUCAUUGACAAAAUAUCAAUGGAUUGCAGGACAGCUGGAACACAAUUGCUUGACAGCAGAACUUGAAAGCGAGAAUAUCACAGAUGUUAUUCAACUGGCUAAUCAAGUAUACUACAAAAUCGGGCUGAUCCAAAUGUCCAAUGACCAGCACUUGAGGGCCAUUGAUGUAUUUGAGAAAAUCAUAAUUGAUGAAACUUACAGGGAUUCUUUUGGAAGGCUAGCCGAAAAGAGACUUCAAGAGCUCUAUAUGGAUUUCGGUAUGUGGGACAAAGUGCAUCAGAAGAAUGAAAAUUAUGAAAAAUAUUUGUCUUUGAAUGAAACCAUCAGAAAAAAAAUACUGUCCAAAGAUGUUUCUGUGGAGAAAGAUAUUUCUGAGCUACUUCGCAUAACACCCUACGAUAUUAAUAUGCUCUCUACGCACAUUGAUGUUCUUUUCCAUAAAUUAGCUGACGAAAUUGACAUUUCAUUAGCUGCUGCCAUCAUUUUGGACUACGAAACAAUCCUUGACAAGCAUUUGGCCACCCUAAGUUUAGAUAGUCGACUAUCUAUCCAUUAUAUAAUAUCUGUCUUACAGACAUUCGUGCUUAACUCAGAUGCAUCCUUCAAUUUAAGAAAGUGCUUGUCUAUUGAUAUGGACUACGAUAAAUGCAAAAGGUUAAGCCUGACGAUUUCUAAGUUAAACAAAGUGAAUCCAUCCAAAAGACAGAUCCUGGAUCCAGAACUGUAUGCAUUCGAGCGCAGAGAAUCCACAUAUUGGGACAUGAUUAUUGAUUUCUACUUGAGGGAUGAAAAGCCAUUUAUUGCACCGAUGAAAAUUCUCAACAAGGAUAUAACGUUCAAGAACAAUUACUCAUUUUUAGAAGAGAUUAUCAAACAAUUAAUACAAGAUGUUCAACUAUCGAGACCCUUAACGACAAACUUAUUUGACGAUUCUUCAAAAACAGAUUAUACGUCCAAACCAAAAUCAUACUAUCAUACUGAUUAUCUAGUAUACAUUGAUUCUAUUCUUUGUCAGGCCUCUAGUAUGAGUUCAGAUGUUAAAAGAUCUAAAUUGACUGCACCAUUUUGUAAAAAAAUACUAAAGUAUUCAUUAACAUUAGAAACAUGGAACCACUAUCAAGAUGCGAAGUCUCAGCAGAAACGUUUACCUGACACAGUAUUGGACGACGUAUGGAAUUCUAAUCCUCAUUUAUUAAUGUUUAUGAUCAAUUCGAUUUUGAGAAAAAGUAAGUCUAAACACCACUCCCAGUCGGGAAGGCAGUUACACGACCAGAUAAACAAAUUCUUUCAAGAUAACGGCCUUUCGGAGUCAACCAAUCCAUAUGUAAUAAAGAACUUCCGAUUAUUACAGAAACAAUUACAAACGUUUAAAGAGCAGAAGCAUCGGAACUUCAACCAGCAGUAUUUUCAACAACAACAACAACAACAGCAGCAGCAGCAACAAUACCAACGACAACAAGCCCCCCCACAAGGGUCUAGUUAUGACCCAAAAAAGGACUAUUAUAAAAUUCUAGGAGUUUCACCUAAUGCUAAUUCAAAAGAGAUAAGAAAAGCAUACUUGAACCUAACAAAAAAAUACCAUCCAGAUAAGAUAAAGGCAAACCAUAAUGACAAAAAAGAAUCAAUUCAUGAAACCAUGUCACAAAUCAAUGAGGCAUACGAAACAUUAAGCGAUGAGGAUAAAAGAAAAGAAUAUGAUCUUUCCAAGUCUAACCCUCGCCGAAACACAUUUGCUCAGGGGCCAAGACAAAAUAAUAUGUUUAAGAACCCAGGAAAUGGUUUCCCCUUUGGAAACAGCUUUAAAAUGAAUUUUGGAUUCUGA
Saccharomyces mikatae IFO 1815 is the source of this 1950-nucleotide messenger RNA. RefSeq names its product Jem1p (gene JEM1). Gene Ontology annotation, molecular function: protein-folding chaperone binding; misfolded protein binding. Gene Ontology annotation, cellular component: endoplasmic reticulum. Lineage: Eukaryota; Fungi; Ascomycota; Saccharomycetes; Saccharomycetales; Saccharomycetaceae. Bases 1 to 1950 code for a protein of 649 amino acids. Gene Ontology annotation, biological process: protein folding in endoplasmic reticulum. The record is from RefSeq and is a predicted model, not a curated record. The transcript has a single exon.